AUGACACAUCCCCUUGAUCAUAUAGAGCCCAUUAGUGUGCGAAUCGGCUUUCGUGUGGAAUGCCACGACUUCAUGCGUAAACAUGUUAGCAAACAGCAGAUCCAGCUGGGAAUGAACGGCCGCAGGGUUUAUCGAAGCCGCCGCAAAUCAUCUGUCCCAGAAACAAGUCCCGAGCCCCUUCACCUGGAGAGUGCCGUCCGACGACGAGACCAUUUGAGCAGAUGGGGAGCCUCGAACGUCCUGAUUAUCGCCAUCUGGUUAGAAGAUCGAGAAGUUUACGAUGCGGAAGAGAUUGCAAAGUCCCUGGGCUAUGUCGAUUGCCCAACCACACCCGAUGAGGAAACAAGAAAGCUGCAUCUCCAUACUGACGAGAUCUUUAUUACGGGUGGUAUCCUAGCAUCCGAAAAUAGGAUACUUGCAGCUUUUGGAGAAAAGAAUGAAAAAGAGAAUGACAAGGUCGAGCUGGUACUGAUAUCGAAACUUACCAAUGAAAAGAGAGAUGUCUUGUCUGUGAUGAUGGCUGAAGAAGUUGAACGGGAAAACGUUAUCGGAAAAGGGGAGAUUACAAAAGGGUUGGCGUCCGAGCUAUUUCGCCGCACUGGAGCUGUGGCUUACGAGAAGUAUUACGUUCUUGUUCUGUCGAUUUGUGGACGUAACCUCAUCUUAGAGCCAGGAGAAAAGAAGAUGGUCUUUCUUAAUCGCAAACAAGAGUGCCAUUUCGAACUAGAGGAUGAUUGA
This is a messenger RNA of Fusarium subglutinans, 738 nucleotides long. RefSeq lists its product as uncharacterized. Bases 1 to 738 code for a protein of 245 amino acids. The record is from RefSeq and is a predicted model, not a curated record. NCBI's taxonomy places the organism in Eukaryota, Fungi, Ascomycota, Sordariomycetes, Hypocreales, Nectriaceae. The transcript has 2 exons.